Molecule: messenger RNA, 774 nt
Organism: Ahaetulla prasina
Lineage: Eukaryota; Metazoa; Chordata; Lepidosauria; Squamata; Colubridae
Product: fibrillin-1-like
Exons: 4
Coding region: 382-774 (130 amino acids)
Source: RefSeq, a predicted model, not a curated record
AAGGAGGUGGAGGUGGCGGAGGAAAAGCGGGCGAAGGGCAGAGCGAGCGAGCGAAGGGAGGCGGACGGGCGAGCCGGAGCGCUGGAGGUGGCGGAACCCCGUUGCAAAGAGGCGCAGAAGCAACGGCGGCAGCGGCUCCCGUCCGGCAGGGAGAGCUUCUGCUGAGCGCCUCGGGUUAGCCAAGGAAGGAAGGAAAGAAGGAAAGCAAGAAGGCAAGAAAGCAAGGCAAGCAAGAAGGAAGGAAGGAGCCGGGCGAGGAGCGAGCCCCUUGCAGCAGCGGCGCGGACGCGAUCCCAGGGUGAGGGGCAGCCGCGCGCAAGGCAGGAUCGGAGAAGGAGGCAGCCCGGCAUCCUCGCCACCCCCGCCGCCGCCGCCGCCAAGAUGCGGCUGGGCAGAUUGCUGGUGACCGUCGCCUGGGGUUUCUCCGGGCUUCUGCUCGCCUCGCCUUCCCCGGGAGAUGGAAUCGCCGCCGCCGGCGAGGGCAGCCUGAGAGCCGCGGAGGGCGCCGCCGCCUCCUUCGCCUCCGCCGCCAAGGAGACCAACAGCCGGGCCAGCAGAGCCAAGAGAAGAGGGCAGGCGGGAGGCGCCGCCGGGCACGACGCGCUGAAAGGACCUAAUGUUUGCGGAUCACGGUACAAUGCCUAUUGCUGUCCUGGGUGGAAAACUUUACCUGGUGGAAAUCAAUGUAUUACCUCACAGAUGUUUCCCGCAAUUCCGUUCUUCCAUAAGGAUUUCAAAGAGAUUGCGGAUGAGAUGGAAGAGCAGCUCCACUAG